Molecule: messenger RNA, 1671 nt
Organism: Diplodia corticola
Lineage: Eukaryota; Fungi; Ascomycota; Dothideomycetes; Botryosphaeriales; Botryosphaeriaceae
Product: zn2 cys6 dna-binding protein
Exons: 4
Coding region: 1-1671 (556 amino acids)
Source: RefSeq, a predicted model, not a curated record
AUGCCCGAAGCGCAUGGUACCGCCCCUGCACCUUUCCAGACGCCACUGCUCUCACACGAUCGAGUACAGCAACCACAGGUACGAGAAGUGUACAUCCUCAUCAUGGCAUCGUUUCUGACCUGGAUGACACUAGCUUUCACAACUAAAAUCCCCCCCUCUCCGCACGAUUCUUUGCCGUCACUACAAUCUCACAAUGCCUGUCAUGGGCUUGACAGCUGUGGUCAAUGGGCUACGACUCCGCAAAUCUUGGCCUGUACCACACUCCAUCCCCCCCAAAGCUCCACCAUCAACUUGGACUCAGACGACCGGCAUGAGAGAGGGUCAGAAGACCUUCUGACCAAUGGCGACGCCGAAGCCCCAAGGGUGGAGCCCUGCGUAACAAAGGAUAAUCCUAUGGCCGGAGAAGUCAAUGAAACUCAUGAUACAGUAGACGGAGGGAGCUUCGACUGUCAUUCUGUAUCGAGUGAGUCCGAGCUUUCGAGCGAUGUGUCUUAUGUGGAUUCGCCGGAUGGCUCAGUUGUGUCCCCAAGCAGCCCUCAUGGCGACAUGCUCCAGGAUUUGUUGGAGGAACGCAAGAGAAGGGUUGUUGAUGAAGUGAUGGAACAUUUCUUGGAGCUUUUCAAGGAGGGCCAAUACGACUAUCAGGCAAAUCCCGGUGAUGCUGGGGAAGAUUUCGGUGGAGCUCGUGAGUGCGAUACACGCAAUAAUGGGCCCUCUUUCGGUUCCACAUCUUCAUCGUCUCGAGGGAAACGAAAGGCCAAUGAUUCUAGCCCUCCAGGCGGGCAAGAGGAUGGUGAUGGAAGCAAAAAGCAGAAUCCUGAUCCUUCUGGAGACCCCAAGUCCCCAAGCCAAGUUGACAGUAACAGGAGGCUUGGUUGUCCUUACUACAAGAGGCAGGCCAUGCGAGGGGAGAUAAUAACCCCUAAAAGCACAUCGUGUGUGAUUCCGGGAUUCUCUACAAUUUAUCGUUUGAGACACCACAGGAGGUCGAUCCAUUGUCCCCGGUGUUACGUGGCGUUCGCUUCCGAACAGCAAUUAAAACCCCAUCUGACCGCCGAGGAGCAAUGUGAAGAACUACCAAACCCACCCCCAAUAGAGGGAUUUGACAAAGAACAAGAAGUGGAGCUCAGGACCAGGAGGCGAGAUAAGAGGAGCAUGACCGUGGAGCAAAAAUGGAGAGAUACCUACAGGAUCUUAUUCCCACAUGACUCCGAGUCAACUUAUCCGAAUCCCUAUUGCGAACAUGAGCAAGGAGGCGCACCGAGCACGCCAUACUCUGAGGAACUUGCACAACUUGAUGCGUAUGUUCGGCAAGAGCUACCACGGUUUGUCAGGGCAAAACUUGAGAGAACUGUCGAACUUGAUAAUGGACAUCUGCGGGAGUCUUUGAUAAGCCAACUUGUCGAUCUAGCAAGAGACUGCCAAGAGGAAGUCUCGGCGUCGUUCUGGCAAAGGGAAGCAACUCUAGCUCGAGCCAAUGGGGUCUAUUAUCAAGGCGGCCAUGAGCAACCGACACAAACUUCCAGCAUACCGACUACCGCUCUCGGAGGGCAUGGAGUAGUCUCUGAAGUUGUGCAGGCUCCCACGCCGAUUACGGAUGAAGGGGCCAGCAAUGUGCCGACGAUUGAGGAAACACGACUGUCGCGUAGCUCUGCCGACUCACCCACUUAA